Miscanthus lutarioriparius is the source of this 1554-nucleotide messenger RNA. The record is from the annotation of a GenBank genome assembly. Lineage: Eukaryota; Viridiplantae; Streptophyta; Magnoliopsida; Poales; Poaceae.
AUGCCUUCCUCCCCCCACCACCGCCGGCGGCUCCUCCUCCUCCUCCCCCUACUCGUCGCUGCCGCCGCGCUGUGGGGGGCGCCGGCGGCGGUCACCGGCGCGGACACCUGCAAGGCGUGGUUGGUGCAGUCCAUCCCCACCGACAUGCCGCACCUGCGCCGCGUCCCCGGGGUCCUCUCCACCGGAGAUGUACUUCAGUGGCUCUCGGGGAAUGCAACGAAGAGUCUGGACAUCCUUGCACAGUACUGGCAGUUCUUGUCUCAGCCAAACAAUCCGAAAUCAGGGGAUUAUGGAUUCUCCGAGAAUGACAUGAAGAGAUUUGGGGCUGAUGAGGGCCGCCUGGUUUACAAGGCAUUGGAAAAUGCUGCAGACCGGAAGAUCAAAAUCAGGAUUGUCCAACACUCUGGAGUUGCUCCUGAUUUUGAUCAAGAGAGCGCCGAUCUGGCCACAGGAAGACCAAAUGUUGAGAAUGUAACCAUUCUUUUUGAGGAUUGGUGGGGAUCUGGUGUUGUGCAUGCAAAGGUCUGGAUAUCAGAUGAAAAUGAUGUGUAUAUAGGGUCAGCAAACAAUGAUUGGAAAUCCCUUACUCAGGUCAAGGAGCUUGGGAUUUAUUUUGCUAAUUGUCCACAAAUAGCAAAAACUGUGGAAGUCUAUUUUCAAAAUCUUUGGACACUUUCAACCCUCAACUCAACUUCUUACACCAAACAAGCCUGGGAUAAGCAGUGGCAAGUUUCUAGAAAGGUUCCAUGUUGGUCUCAUUUCCUACAGCCAAAAGAAAGAUGCAGGUCACCCAUACCACUUUCAGUUGACAUCCCAUAUGUAGAUGGAUAUCCAGCUCUUGCAAAUCCUGACAUGAUUGAUGUUUCAUUUGAAACCCCUGGGUACAAGAAAUCUACUCAGGAGCACUACUUGAGCUACCUUUCCUUUGCGCCACCUGAGAUGACAUUUGGCAAGUUCCAAGCAGACGAGCAGGGUUGGGUUGACACUAUUAAGUCUGUUAAGUUUGGGGGAAUUGUACGAAUGAAUACCAUGGAUUGGCUUGGGCAGUCACAGUAUUCUACUCCAACAGUCUACUGGUCAUCUUUAUCGUCAACGAUCUCAGAGGUAGUAUUCUCAAAGAAUGCGACCGUGAGGCUACUUGUUGCCUACUGGGCACAUUUCAUCCCAAACACCGAAAAGUACCUGAAGAGCCUUCUAUACUCCAACAUUCUCUGUGCAUCUUCGACAUACAACCAUUGCGGUGGCAAGGUUGAGAUCAAAUACUACGUGGUUCCUGGGUACAACGAGACCGGACCUGCAUUGUCCCAAGGUGGCACCGCGACGGGGAACCGUUACCCUGGCUUCACCAGGGUGAACCAUGGUAAGUACGCUGUCAGCGACGUGAGGGCGAACAUCGGCACCAGCAACCUCGUCUGGGGUUACUUCUACACCACGGCUGGAGUCAGCUUCGGAACGUACAACCCCAACAUUGUCACGCAGCUGCAGGAUAUCUUUGAUGCAGAUUGGUAUUCUCCGUAUACCGUGCCCGUUGAACCGCUGGAAGAGUCUGUGUAG